GCGCACCUACCAUUACACACCUUCACUCUCUCUUCCUUUUUAGCCUUUCUCUGCCUCCUCUCUCUCCUUUCAGACUUCUCUCUCUCUUCUGCUUCUUUCUCUUUUUCACUCUUUCUAAGCCUUAUAAUGGUCGAAUAGGGUUUUAGCAGAAGCGAAAACAAAAAAAAAAAACUAGCAGUAUUAACUUCUUCUUCUUCUUCUUCUUCUUCUUCUUUAUUGUUGCUGAAAUUCUUACAGUGAAGAGGUUUUUGUCCGAGUUUGUUGGUUUUGGGGGCGCGAAUUAAUUAGCGUUUCAGACAAAAAAAAAACUCAGGAUACUGUCUUCAAAUUCUACUUCAUUUUCUCGGAAAAUUGUUCGCUUUUUGAGUUCGAAUUCGCUCAAUACAUUCACAAGGAAAAUUUAUUUUUCUAUCUGAAAAAAAAGACGAUGGUUGGGUCCAACUUCAUAGACGAAAUAGACUGCGGAAGCUUCUUUGAUCACAUCGAUGACCUACUAGACUUCCCUUGCGAGGACGUCGAGGCCGGUUUGGGACCAAACGCCGAUAGCAACAACGCCUUCCCUACCAUUUGGCCAACUCAGUCCGACUCGCUCCCAGGCUCCGACUCGGUCUUUUCUGCAAACAGCGCUUCCGACCUCUCAGCCGAGCUCUCCGUUCCGUAUGAAGACAUUGUUCAGAUGGAAUGGCUUUCAAAAUUUGUGGAGGAUUCCUUCUCUGGUGGAAGCCUCACUAUCAACAAACAAGAUGACUCAUCCAACAAGGACUCAUCAUCCCAUCAUCAGUUCCAGACAUCAAGCCCGGUUUCUGUACUGGAGAGCAGCAGCUCCUGCUCUGGGGAUAAGAAUGUGCCACGGAGUCCAGAGGGUGUUGCACCAGGGCGGAGAGGACGUGCUCGAAGCAAGCGUCCUCGCCCUGCCACAUUCAAUCCUCGUCCGGCAAUUCAACUUAUUUCCCCUACUUCAUCAUUUACCGAGACCCCGCAGCCACUUAUUACCCCUAAGGGAUGCUCAGAUUCUGAGAAUUUUGCAGAGUCUCGUCCUUUGAUCAAGUUACCUAAGCAAGUUUCAACAGAGCAUAAGAAGAAAAAGAAAAUCAAAUUGUCAGUUCCGUUGGCUCCUAUGGAGAUCAAUCAAAAUCCACCUACGCAAGCAGUUAGGAAAUGCAUGCAUUGUGAGAUUACUAAGACACCACAGUGGAGAGCAGGACCAAUGGGGCCUAAAACCCUUUGCAAUGCUUGUGGUGUACGGUACAAGUCUGGCCGGCUUUUCCCUGAAUACCGGCCUGCAGCAAGUCCAACUUUCAUUCCAUCAUUGCACUCCAAUUCCCAUAAGAAGGUUCUUGAGAUGAGAAACAAGUCUGGUGAUCAGAUGGCUCCUUCAGUUGAGACCGGAACAACGAUGUCCAGUACACCAGAACUCAUCCCAAAUACAAACAGCAGCAUUUCGCUGGAUUACAUGUGAGGGAGGAUGUCGAGAAGAAUGUUUUCUAUUGGGAAGCAUUCUUUUUAUCCGACCCUCUCUCUCUCUAUCUUCUUCCUCAUGUUAUGUUAUUUCUCUUACUGUUAUUUCAUUUCUUUGUUCAUUGGUUUUUGUACAGGGAGGCAAUGGGUGGGAAAAAUAGGAGCAAAUAGAUGACCAUAUAUUUAGCUAGUAGUGGAGGAUUGUAAUGAGAGAACUGAAACAAAGGGUAGAGAGAGAUAUGCAAGUUUAAGGAUAGAAUUUAGGUUUAGUGAUGGUUAAGUAGGUUUUAUUUAGGUAUUGGGGGUCUGUGUUGUCUCUUUUUGCAUUCUUUUCUUCUUUCUUUCUUUUCUUUUUCUUCCUUUGUAAGGGAAUUCUUUUUGCAGUUCAAUUUGUAGUAGAAAAAUUUCUGAGAUGAGUAAUGGAAUUUGAGAUUUGUUAUGCUUCA
Messenger RNA from Ziziphus jujuba (common jujube), 1904 nucleotides. RefSeq names its product GATA transcription factor 8. Gene Ontology annotation, biological process: positive regulation of DNA-templated transcription. Lineage: Eukaryota; Viridiplantae; Streptophyta; Magnoliopsida; Rosales; Rhamnaceae. The coding region runs from base 428 to 1459 and encodes 343 amino acids. Gene Ontology annotation, molecular function: sequence-specific DNA binding; zinc ion binding. The record is from RefSeq and is a predicted model, not a curated record. The transcript is spliced from 4 exons. Gene Ontology annotation, cellular component: nucleus.